Pistacia vera is the source of this 1718-nucleotide messenger RNA. Its product is annotated as UDP-glycosyltransferase 91C1-like. The transcript has a single exon. NCBI's taxonomy places the organism in Eukaryota, Viridiplantae, Streptophyta, Magnoliopsida, Sapindales, Anacardiaceae. Gene Ontology annotation, molecular function: UDP-glycosyltransferase activity. The coding region runs from base 28 to 1422 and encodes 464 amino acids. The record is from RefSeq and is a predicted model, not a curated record.
AACUACACUUCAUCAGCAUCAGCCCCCAUGGACAACAAAGAAAAGCUUCACAUUGCAAUGUUCCCAUGGCUAGCUUACGGUCACAUUAUGCCAUUUUUUCAAGUGGCUAAGUUUUUAGUUGAAAAGGGUCAUCAUGUCUACUUCAUUUCUACCCCAAAAAACAUUCAUCGUCUCCCUCAAAUCCCUAAUAACUUAUCUUCUCAGCUAAUCUUCGUUCAACUUCCUUUGCCUCUCGUUCAAGGUUUAUCAGAAGGAGCUGAGUCCCCCGCUGAUUUACCCAUUCACAAAGCUCCUUACCUAAAACAAGCCUACGAUAUGCUCCAACUCCCUUUCAUAAACUUCCUAAAAAAUUCACAAGUCACUUGGAUCAUCCAAGACUUUGCCUCCUACUGGUUACCCAGUGCCGCCGCUCAACUCGGUGUCAACACAGUUUACUUCAGCAUUGUCAACGCUACCACUUGUUCUUUCUUCGGUUCACCCGCGGAUUUAAUCAAUGGUCGGUUUCAGAAAGCCGAGGACUUGACGAUGGUCCCCCAGUGGAUAAACUUUAAUUCUAAUAUAAAGUUUAAGCUCCACGAUAUCAUGAGGGGUCAACAGGAAUGCAAGGACUCGGUGUCUGAUUUAUACCGUUAUGGAACGGUACUUAAAGAUUGCUGCGCCGUGAUUGUGAGGAGCUGCCCUGAGUUUGAACCUGAAGCUUUUACUGUAUUCAGUAAACUUUUACAAAAACCAGUACUUCCGGUCAGCUUAUUACCACCAUCAAUGCAAGAUUAUACUGUGGCUGAUAGCAAAUGGCAAGUUUUAAAAGAUUGGCUUGACACUAAGAAGGAGAGAUCAGUAGUUUAUGUUGCACUCGGUACUCUGUUGACUCUGAGUCAAGAACUUAUGCACGAGUUGGCUUAUGGGCUAGAAAAAAGUGGGUUCCCUUUUAUUUGGGUAAUUAACAAACGGCCACUUGUUGAAGGAAAGAUGGGUUCGGAUCUAGUUCCGCACGGGUUUGAAGAUCGGGUUUCGGGUCAGGGCUUGAUAUGGAUGGAUUGGGCACCUCAACUAAGGAUCUUGGCUCACUCAUCGGUUGGUGGUUUCUUGACUCACAGCGGUUGGAGUUCAGUUAUUGAGGCGCUUGGAUUGGGGCGGCCACUGAUCAUGCUUACAGGGGGUUCGGAUACGGGGUUGGUUGCAAGGAUCAUGCAUAGGCGGGUAGGGUUAGAAAUAGAAAGAGAUGACAAAGAUGGUUCAUUUACAAGUGAGCGUGUGGCCAAGUCCAUUAGACAAGUUUUAGUGGAGAAAGAGGGAGAGCCACUGAGAGCAAAUGCAUGGGCCAUGAGAGAGACUUUUGGCAACAUGGAAUUACGUAACAAGUACUUAGAAGAGUUCAAUCGGUUCAUCGAAAACAAUACUGCUCCAAACCGCUCUAUAUGAUUCAUCUUUAGGUUUUCAUGAAUUUGUAAAUUUAAAUUAGUUGGUUUGUGAAUUGUGAAGAAGGGAAUCUUCAUUGUUCGUUCAAAUCAGUUAAGUAAACAAAGGAAGGAAUUCCCAUUUCCAUUUCCAUUCCUUUGUUUAUUCCGGAAAGCUUAGAGUCGAAAAGCCCUUCAAGUUGUUAAAAGCUAUCGCUCCGGUUGGAGUGGGGUGGCGCUUAUCUCAAAAUGGGUAAUUUUUAUUUUCUUUCUUUGUAUCCCAAAAUAUCAUAAACUAGAUGACACGUCCGCGCAUUCUGU